This is a messenger RNA of Cherax quadricarinatus, 830 nucleotides long. The record is from RefSeq and is a predicted model, not a curated record. NCBI's taxonomy places the organism in Eukaryota, Metazoa, Arthropoda, Malacostraca, Decapoda, Parastacidae.
AACCUCUACAGCAACAACAUGAGUUUCUCAACUCUGUUUAUAAAAGUCUUAACACAUAUUCCAAGAUAUAGAUUAUCACACCGAGUUAAUAUUUUUGGCCCUGGACGUUUGUUAGGGCUUAAAUGUAGAUGUAUCUUUACACAUGAGACUAACGAUUACGUUAGACUUAAACGUAAGGACUUACAUGUGAACUCUGGGUUUGGUGUUCUCCAUGCAAGUGGAACUGUUGAUUUUGUUAUAAAACCUGCUUGUAUUCAGAUCUUGAUGUUAAGUUGUUUGACAAAGCUAGUGUACAUAUUCUGGGGAUGGAGGCAGAUGAAGUCAAUUUAUCUACUGAAGAGGGUGACGUGAACACUCAUGGGCUCAAAAGUCAUAAUAUUCAUAUUACCACUAAUCAUGGCAAUAUAACCUCUGAAGGAACUAUGCAAGGAAGCCUUUUUAUCUGGGCUAAGAAAACACACAUUAAAGCCAAAAGGCUUCAAGGACUAAUGUUGAAUAUUGAAGCUGAGGAAUUAAGCACUGCAAUUGAUUCCUCAUACAUGAAUGAAGGUCAGAUAUCAGCUAAAUGUGGAGAUGUCAUCAUAAAAAAUCUUCAUGGCUGCACUGAUUUAUUAAUCAAACAAGGGAGAAUUUUUAUCACUGGGUUUCAUGGGCAGCUUUCUGGCUUUGUCGGAUCAGGUCAAGUUGAUAUUCAAGUCACUGACGUCACAGCAAAUUCAACACUUCACAUAAAUGAGGGAAGUUUAGUGCUUUCAAUCCUUGAGAAUCCCAGGUAUGUUUGUUCAUUAUUCUUUUUGUCUGUCUACGUAAUCUAAAAUUUAGCCAAGUAU